Microbotryum saponariae is the source of this 1535-nucleotide messenger RNA. The record is from the annotation of a GenBank genome assembly. Lineage: Eukaryota; Fungi; Basidiomycota; Microbotryomycetes; Microbotryales; Microbotryaceae.
AUGGGCAAUUCGGACGACGAGAUCGCCGCUGCUCUACCCCACUGGCCCGUCCCACUUCGGUCUGCUCCCCUCCUUCGCACCUCCAUCGUCCAGCGCGACUUGCGGUCACCAAGGCUUACACCAUACUUCACUCCAAAAAAGAACUCGUAGAAUCGCCACCGAUAGUCCACCGCCAGCAUGACGACCCACCCCACCCCCUCGACGGCUCAAGCCUCCUCGUCAUCGUCCCCCGCCCCCAGGAACAGGUCGAUCUCCCGACCCCGGUCAAGGACUACACCUUCCCGAACCUGUCGACCGACUUCGCCCCUCUGCUCAACGACCUCCUGCUCCGAUCCGCCGCGAAUGAGAACCCGCUCGAGCUGGACCACCCCCCGAUUUGGGUGAUGCGUCAGGCCGGUCGCUACCUUCCCGAGUUCCUCGCCGUGCGCAAGGACCAUUCCUUCUUCACCGUCUGUCGUACGCCCCAACUCGCGUGCGAACUGACGAUGCAACCCAUCCGUCGCUACGACGGUCUCUUGGACGCCUCCAUCAUCUUCAGCGACAUCCUCGUCGUCCCGCAGGCGAUGGGCAUCGUCGUCGAGAUGAAGGGCGGCAUCGGUCCCCACUUCCCCGAACCCUUGCGCAACCCCGACGACGCACAGAGCCGUAUCCUCGAUCGCACAACCGAUGUCUUUGCCGAGCUCUCGUACGUCUUUGCGGCCAUCACCCUGACGCGCAAGACCCUCGCCGGCAAGGUCCCCCUCAUCGGCUUCUGCGCCGGCCCCUGGACCCUGUUCGGCUACAUGGUCGAAGGGGGAGGCUCCAAGACGUGGGAAAAGACAAAGGCGUGGUGCUACAGGGACCCGGAGAACGCAAAGGCCGUGCUGCACCAGAUCGCCACCGUCAGUGCCGAGUACUUGGUCGGUCAAGUCCGCGCCGGAGCUCAGGUGCGUCAAUUCUUCUUUUGGAGCGACGUGGGCCUCUUUCGCUUCAGAGCGAAACACCCUUGAUCAACUACAGCCAACGUGUCCUUUUGCUCUCAGCUCCUGCAAGUGUUCGACACCAACGCCGAUGUGCUCACCCCCGUCGGGUUCGAGACCUUCAUCCUCCCCUACCUCGCCCUCCUGCCCAAACUCGUCAAGGCGCAACUGAAGGAACUCGACAUCCCCUGCCCGCCCAUGACCGUAUUCGCCAAGGGAACCAACGCCGCACCUCAACUUUCAGCUUUGGCUUCGAUCGGGUACUCGACCGUCGGCUUGGAUUGGGGGAUCACCCCUCGAGCAGCGAGGGAAGCGACGGGAGGCAAAGUCGCCCUUCAAGGCAACAUGGACCCACCGAUCCUUCAUUCCGGAUUGGAAUCGAUCAAGAGGGAGGUACGACAACUCGUGUGGGGACCCGAUGGCUUCUUGACCUGUGCUAGGGAGGGGAUGAAGGGAGGCUGGAUCGUCAAUCUGGGUCAUGGGAUCACGCCCGGUGUCGACCCGGACCAUAUGAAGUAUUUCUUGCAGAGGGUUAGGGCAGAGUGCGCCAAGAAGAAUGCUGAUGAUGCAGAGUAG